AUGGCGCAGCUAAGUCCCCUCACCAGCACCAACAGUCCUCCGCCAUCGGGGACUGGGUCUGGCAGCAACGGUACCACUUCGAGAGAUCGUAGUUCGGCGUCGCCGUCUUCGUCCUCUAGAAAGAAAAGGAGGGUUCACGACGCUGACUCCAGUGGCGAGGAUGAUAUGAGUCCGACGUCCCUAGCGAAACGGUUCAUGUCCGACGCCGCCCACUGCGCGGGCUCGUCCUCGCCCGCUACUACGCCGUCCACUGACGUCGCAUCUUCCUUCGAGCUCAUCGACGUCACAGAGGACCGGCGUGACCUGGUCACCGGCCACGCAGCCGCCGCAGCAGCAGCCGCGGCCGCCCUGGGCCCCAUCACGAGCCUGAGCUCCCCAAAUCCCACCGCGGGCUCCCUCGUGUCCGGAGGCCCCGGCUCCGGGAGCUCCUCGUUCGCCGGCCCUCCUCCCCCGCGCCUCACGCCCUCGUCGGCCGACUUCCAGCCACCGUACUUCCCUCCCCCGUACAACCUGCCGCCCACACAGCAGCAGCUGGACUUCCACCACGACCCGUACGCCACCCACCACCUGAACAGCCUCGCCGGAGCGGGUCCCCAGCAGUACCACCAGCUGCACACUCCCGGAGGCCACCAGCGUGGCUCGGUGCUGGGCAGAAGACCGGAGGAAGACCUGCUCCAGGCGGCCAACAUGCAUCUGCCUCCUUACGGUGCUGGAGACGGGCGUAGAACCGAGCCGACAGCGUAUCCCCGGAGGCCCGAUGUCCUGGUGCAUGGGCAUCACCAUCCGCACCAUCACCUGACCGAGCAAGACUUGCUGAGUCUGCACGGUGCGGCGGGGUUGCCGCCGGGGAUUGUGGAAGACGGCCAAGUGAGUCCGUGCUCUUCGGACGACGGCAACGAUUUCCUUGAGGCGGGCAGCGUGGACGAUACCAGCCUCUUUGGCAGUGAUCAAAACAGCGUCAUACGAAAAGGGAUGAAACCUCGCAACUCAUCGGAGAACCACAAGGAGAUGGUGAUCAGCGCGGUGACGUCACCGACGGACGUGUUCUGCUCGGUGCCCGGCCGUCUGUCGUUGCUCAGUUCCACGUCCAAGUACAAGGUCACCGUAGGCGAGGUCCAGAGGCGACUCUCACCCCCGGAGUGCCUCAACGCCUCGCUCCUAGGGGGCGUCCUCAGGAGGGCCAAGUCCAAGAAUGGUGGUCGCUCCCUGCGGGAGAAGUUGGAGAAAAUCGGUCUUAACCUACCGGCGGGAAGGCGCAAGGCGGCCAAUGUUACUCUCCUCACGUCUCUGGUCGAAGGUGAAGCAAUUCACCUUGCCCGGGACUUCGGCUACGUGUGCGAGACGGAGUUCCCUUCCAGACAAGUGGCGGAGUACUUAUGCAGAAAUCACGCCGACCCCUCCGACCUCUACCGACGAAAGGAGCUACUGCUGGCCACAAAGGGCAUGGUAAAAGAGUUCGUCGACCUACUGAACCAGGACCGCUCGCCGCUCUGCAACACGCGGCCGCAGACGAUCCUGGAACCCAACAUCCAGCGUCACCUGACGCAUUUCUCGCUCAUCACGCACGGCUUCGGAAGUCCCGCCAUCGUGGCCGCACUCACGGCGGUUCAGAACUUCCUCAACGAGUCACUCAAGUACUUGGAGAAGCAACUCAGCAACUACCCGAGUGCCCCUCACUUGGGCUCCGUCGACCCCAAGAAAGAGGACACGAAGAAGUAG
Ixodes scapularis (black-legged tick) is the source of this 1719-nucleotide messenger RNA. It is a transcript of the gene TfAP-2, whose product is annotated as transcription factor AP-2-epsilon. Lineage: Eukaryota; Metazoa; Arthropoda; Arachnida; Ixodida; Ixodidae. Gene Ontology annotation, molecular function: RNA polymerase II transcription regulatory region sequence-specific DNA binding; DNA-binding transcription factor activity, RNA polymerase II-specific. Gene Ontology annotation, cellular component: nucleus. The record is from RefSeq and is a predicted model, not a curated record. Gene Ontology annotation, biological process: regulation of cell population proliferation; regulation of transcription by RNA polymerase II; anatomical structure development. Bases 1 to 1719 code for a protein of 572 amino acids. The transcript has 7 exons.